CGCAUAGGACGUUCCGAGUGCAUACAGGAAGGCGCACGUUUACUGUUCUCGGCUUCGAGAGCUCAGCGGAUGACACCUGUGCAGCCGUCAUGACAUUCUCACGUCAAAUGCUUUCAAACGUUGUGAAGCAGCACGAUCUGUGAGCCCCCUUCUGAGUACUGUACAAACCUCUAUCCAGUUCACAUAAAAUUGCCUUGGCCCAUGCAUUCCAGACAGCUGCGGCCCGUUAACUCUGCGCCAAGCUUACGUUGAGCCUGCAAAAUCUCGAGCUGAAAGGCGUGAAUGUCAGGGAUGUCGUCGUUAGUGGCAAAUUUGCCAGCAACAUCUUUUUUACGCGAAAGCUGUCUUUUUCGUGCUCGGCUCCGAGCAGCACUGGAUGAGUACAGCUCUGAUGAGCGCACAUUGCUCCAUUUCCCCCCGCUGGAACUUUGGUUUAAAUUCGAUACAGACAAUGCAGUGAUGAUUGCAUGGGCUUCGAUGCAUCGGUUCCUCGCUGGUGAUUAUGAUGACUAUUCAGUAGACCUUUGUAUCAAGUGGAGCAUCGAGGAUAUCAGAGUAUGAAGCGUCUUGCAGUGGAGGAAGGUUGUCCAUUGGGGUGGAGUCCACUGGUGGUCUGUGUAC
Suillus subaureus is the source of this 621-nucleotide messenger RNA. RefSeq lists its product as uncharacterized. The transcript has 4 exons. NCBI's taxonomy places the organism in Eukaryota, Fungi, Basidiomycota, Agaricomycetes, Boletales, Suillaceae. The coding region runs from base 283 to 561 and encodes 92 amino acids. The record is from RefSeq and is a predicted model, not a curated record.